ACCUAAUUUCGUGGAGGCUCACCCGAGGUGCACACACCCUCUUGUGCCGAUACCUCUCCCUACUUGCGCAGGCUCGGGAGGCCCAUGCAGCCUUACUAUUUGAGUCCCUGUUGUCUCAUUGGCGGCUUUCUGAGCAGCUGCAAACUAUGUUUCUAACUUUAAGUGCAAGUUGGGGUCAGCGGCCAGGGCUUUUUCAGCUCUGCCAUCUCGAGUCAUAGCGACUCCGGAACUGCUCCGUUGCCUAGCACCACAGCCCGCUCGUCUUUUCUCGCGCUUCAUCAGUUCCAGUCGCCUUGGGGCGACAGAGACCCGACACGCGAGCGAGAGGUGCCCGCGCCAACUUGGGCGACGCCGCUCGCUGGGGCGGACCAUGCUGCGCGGCAAGUCCCGGCUCAACGUGGAGUUGCUGGGCUACUCGCCCGGCCUACUCCUCGAGCACAGGCCGCCCCCGGCAGGCCGCACGCUACGAAGCCCCCGCCGAACUGAAGGUUCAUUAGCAUCUACCCUGAAGACGCUCCUGUUCUUCACAGCUUUAAUGAUCACUGUUCCUAUCGGGUUAUACUUCACAACCAAAUCAUACAUAUUUGAAGGUGUCCUGGGGAUGUCCAAUAGAGAUAGCUACUUCUAUGCCGCUAUUGUCGCGGUGGUCGCGGUGCACGUGGUGCUGGCUCUCUUUGUGUACGUGGCCUGGAACGAAGGCUCACGGCAGUGGCGUGAAGGCAAGCAGGAUUAAGGCAGCACUUUCUCAUAGCAUUAACCUCAUUGUUUAUAUAGCAAAUGUUAUGGGAGCAUUGGUGAACUUCAAUAAAAUUGUCAGAACACAUGAAAGUCAGUCUUAAAGAGUCACAUUUGGCUACUAUAAAUCUUGAUCCUUCUAAUACAGUGAUUUGUACAAGUGAUUUUAACUGUAUACGUCUCAUUUUCAAAUGAGAAUUUGGAAAAGCUAAUUCCAAAUUAGGAGGUUUAAUUGGUUUCGUAUUAUCUCACAAAAGAAUUUGGCAUCUUACAAAGAAAAUGUUUUGUAAUGUUUUGUCUUACAGUGCUUUGGAGUUUUACUUCUGGAUAUGUUGUGAUGUGUACAGUGAAGCAAACCCUAACUUACUUUCUCCAACUGGAACACUUGCCCUAGCAAUCAGGAAAAUACCUGGUGUUUGGGUUUGGGAUUUUUGUUUCUUAUUGAAAAUUGCGCAAACUGUGGACACUAGAAUGAACCUAAAUCCUGCAGGGAAAUUUUUUUUAAGAUUUAUUUUAUUUUUAUUGGAAAGGCGGAUAUACAGAGAGGAGAGACAGAGAGGAAGAUCUUCCAGCCAAUGGUUCACUCCCCAAGUAACCG
Messenger RNA from Ochotona princeps (American pika), 1333 nucleotides. RefSeq names its product vacuolar ATPase assembly factor VMA21 (gene VMA21). Lineage: Eukaryota; Metazoa; Chordata; Mammalia; Lagomorpha; Ochotonidae. Gene Ontology annotation, cellular component: endoplasmic reticulum membrane. Gene Ontology annotation, biological process: vacuolar proton-transporting V-type ATPase complex assembly. The coding region runs from base 371 to 733 and encodes 120 amino acids. The transcript is spliced from 4 exons. The record is from RefSeq and is a predicted model, not a curated record.